Molecule: messenger RNA, 954 nt
Organism: Nomia melanderi (Alkali bee)
Lineage: Eukaryota; Metazoa; Arthropoda; Insecta; Hymenoptera; Halictidae
Product: histone H2A
Cellular component (GO): nucleosome
Molecular function (GO): protein heterodimerization activity; structural constituent of chromatin; DNA binding
Source: RefSeq, a predicted model, not a curated record
UCGUUCCGAUUGUCAAGGCGAGCGGAGUUCAAGUGUGUUUUAUUUUCAUCGAUAUUAUCGUAUCUGCUGAAAAAUGUCUGGCCGUGGAAAAGGUGGAAAAUCUAAGGCAAAGGCGAAGUCUCGUUCCAAUAGAGCCGGGUUACAAUUUCCCGUUGGUCGUAUCCACAGACUUUUAAGGAAAGGAAACUACGCAGAAAGAGUUGGAGCUGGAGCCCCCGUUUACUUGGCUGCCGUUAUGGAAUACCUGGCUGCUGAAGUUCUGGAAUUGGCGGGAAACGCAGCACGUGAUAACAAAAAGACCAGGAUCAUUCCACGACAUUUACAACUUGCAAUCAGAAAUGACGAAGAGUUAAACAAACUUUUGUCCGGCGUUACCAUUGCUCAAGGAGGUGUUCUUCCCAAUAUUCAAGCAGUACUUCUGCCAAAGAAGACUGAAAAGAAGGCUUAAGAAAUAACAAAUAACAAAACUGGCCCUUUUCAGGGCCACAAAACAUUUUACAUUUGAAACAUUCUCAGUUCUACUAAAAAUAUUUCUAGUCUUUGGUUUACAGAAAUUCAAGUUUAAUUUAAUUUAUUUUCUUCACUUGAAGUUAAUUUUAAUUACAUUAUAAUUUAAUAUUACUCUUAGUAUCAAUGGAAACUGUUAAUUAUUAAUUAUUAAGUAAAAAAAAUAAUGCGUAAUCUAUUAUCUAAUUAGUAGUUUAUUAUUUACAUUGAAGAAUGAGAACCACUGUUAAGUAGACCUAUAGUUGAGCGGUUUCGUCUAUCUUCUUUCUUCUUGUAUGAAGCAUGUGCAAUAGUUUUGUCAAUCGUUGCACCGUAAUGUGAAGAUUUUGUUAACUGAAACGGUAUUUGAAAUAAUACAUAUUUUAUUUGCAUCAGUAAAUGUUCUUUGAGUUAAGAAUCCUUUAAUAUUCGGAAAUUAAUAGGGAUUAACAACCUUUUGUGAAUAAG